AUGUAUGCUUUUUAUUCUUCAGAGAUUGAGCCAUGGGACAGAAUUUUCUUUCACCUUGGCAUUGUCAGGUUUAGUGAUGUGGACACACUUAACAUAAUACGUCUACUAAUGCCAGAUUUUGCUGUCAUCCUGUCUACACUGUUCAUCCUUCAUUGGUGUAAAGCCAAGAAGCCACAUACUAGUGAAAACUGCAGGCACCUCUACAACAGUGAGGGUUCAGAUGGAGAGAUUUCGGACUCAGAAUGUGAAGGGGAGAGUAGAACAUCUGAGGGAUCCUCCCUCGGCUCCUCUGUUAAGAGCCACACCUCUCCUCUCUCCUCACCUGAUGUUCUGCAAAAAUGUAUCAUAUUUUUGACCAGUCUGAGACUUCUCAUGUCUUCUGUAAUGAACACUGCUGGAAAAGUAUUGGUGACUGUUCUGUUGGGGUUGGCAGGUAUAACGUUUCCCUCACUGACGUCAGCACUGUAUUUCAUGGUGUUUCUUGGCAUUGUGUGGUGCUGGGUGUUACACUAUACCAUCUCUCUGCUACACUUCAGCUCUUUGUGUGUAAUGAUGACCAUCUUCAGUGGAGGACACAUCCUUAUCCUUUAUCUCUACCAGCUACCUCUCAUCCAACAGCUUAUUCCUCCUCAGGAUGGCUUUGCCAGGUUGUUUGGUUUGACAGCGCUCAUCCAGACCAACAUGUCAGAACCAUAUAUCCUGGCACUGAAUGAUGAUGGUAGUUGGCCUGCAAUGGUUAACCCACUGGUGCUCCUACUGCUCUAUUUUUCAGUCAUGAGUUUACUACAAAAGUGGACUCAGUCUUUUGAGGAGGAAAAUGUGGAAAGUUAUGCUGAAGCCGCCAGCUUCCUAUCCAGCUUCUCCAAAAUUCACCAUUUCUCCCCUGAUAGAAAAGAGGCUAUGAUGUUGGUGUGGAAGAGGACAGGGGAAAACCACGAAGGUUCUGGGGGGAAUUCCCUGAUUCUGGAGGAUGACUACCCAAAUUGCUUUGAAUUUUCUUCAUACACACAGAAUAUCUCUUAUUGUACAUCAAAAAAAUAUACUGUGAAGAAGGAAAACUGUGGCGGAGAGAAUGAAAUACUGAAUGACACAGAUUCUCUAUCUUCUACUGAUGUGUCAGGACCUAGUGCUUUAAACCAGCUUGGACAGUUCAUAAUGAAACAGAGCUAUUUAAUUGCUCUCAUCAUCACAAUGGUAUGGAGCAUCAGCUAUAACUCAUGGCUUACAUUAGUGUUACUGGUAUGGUCAUGUGCAAUCUGGAUGCUGAAGGAUCGGCGGCGGUUCGCCAUGCUAAGCGCUCCAUUCCUUGCUAUCUAUGGGACAUUGCUGCUAGUGGUUACCUUCAUUAGUCAACUCCAUCUUAACCAUAUUGACAUUUUCCCUACUUUACCAAAGCAUGUCUUGACUGACUUUGAUGUCUAUGGUUAUCCAGUGCCCUGUGUGCACCUUGCUGCAAAGGUUUCUUACACAUUAAGUUUCUGGAUUUUACUUAGACAACAGCUGAAAGAAAAAAAUGAAGAGGAGCUGCACACAGCAGAUCAUUUAAUGGAAGUCAAAGUGCAAUCAUGUGACAUCAAUCAUACCUCUCAAAUGAUGGUUAUGUUGGGAGCAUUAGUUAAAGGCAUUUUGGUGAAGUACUGGAUCUUCUGCUGCUGCUUCAUGUUCUUCUUUGUCAGUUUCUCUGACAAAGUAGCAGUCUUCAAAAUCCUCUAUAUCUGCUUAUUCCUCUUCUGUGUGGUUCUGUAUGAGGUACAUUAUGAAGUAUGGAGGAGUCUAUUGAAGCAUUUCUGGGCAGUAGUGGUUGGAUACUCCAUGCUAGUGUUAAUCCUGAUCUACGUGUACCAGUUUAAAAGUGUCUGUAACCUGUUCCAACAGAUAUUAGGCAUACCAGAGGAGAGGUUGCGAGACAUUGGGCUAGAACAGUUUGACACCAUUGAACUAUUUGCACAAAUCUUGCUGCCAGCCUUCUUCCUUCUGGCCUGCAUUCUCCAGCUGCGUUAUUUCAACUGUGAUUUCCUCUCUCUAACUAAUCUUCAGACGGUACUGACAAGGAACAGAAUUAACAGAGAAGAAGACCUAAAGGAAACACUGAAGGCGAUUUUUGAUAUGAUGAAGAAAAACACUGAGAAACUGAAGAAAUGGAGAAAAUGCCUCAACACGCAUAUACGCGGGCAUCGACUCCAGAGGGUUAACAGUUCGAUCUGCUCACAGUGGUUACAAGAGAGGGAAAGGUCUACACAAGUUCCCGCAGUGAAUCAGUGGCUGGUGGUGAUGGACAGGGUGCAUGAGUUGACCCUGCGAGCUGUUCUGUGGUUAUGGAGAGUUCAGGAGCUGUGCUGGAGAAUACUGGAGCUCCACAGCUUCAAACUAGUCUCUACAGGCAUCAUCUGGGUAUGCGUGCAGGAGGUAUCGCUAAUGAACUUGUUGUUUUUGGUGCUGUGGACAUUUGCUCUGCCGUACUCAAGACUGCGGCCUUUGGCUUUCAAUGUGUCUUCUGUUUGGGCCUGUGUAAUUGUUGUGUGUAAAAUGAUGUACCAGCUCAAAAUUAUCAAGCCAUCUGAGUAUUCUUCAAACUGCACUGCUGGCCUGUCAUCAUCUAAUGAAAGUUGGAUAGGUGAUAACAAAGCAGAGCUGUUGAGGAAUUCAGUUCUGUAUUUGGCACCAGUAGAUCCAGCAAUGUGGGUUGGCGGACUGAGGAAGUGUGAGGAUUGCAUCCUACCCUGUCUCUGGAAUCACCUGUUAAUUUUAGGCCUCCUUGUGUUUGAUGUGACUGUCCAUCGGCACCAGCUCCAUCACCGUCUUCAAAAUGGCCUUAAAGCAACACACAGCAGCACCAUCUUUCAGGGUGUGACACACCAGCAUCUAGACCACAGCAUUAUUGCCUCCCUCAAAUAUUUUGCUAACUACUUCUUCUACAAGUUUGGUUUGGAGGUGUGUUUUGUGGUAGCAGUAAAUGUCAUUGGCCAGCGGAUGGAUGUCUGUGCACUUCUGCACUCUUUUGCUCUAAUGGCUGUUCUGGCACAACGUCGUAGAAAGGCCAUAGGAGAAGUGUGGCUAAAAUAUUGCUGCUUCAUUGCAAGUUUCAUGGUGCUGCAAUACCUGCUGUGCAUUGGCCUACCACCAGCGCUCUGCAUUGAUUAUCCCUGGAGGAAGUCAUUUGCGGCUUUGAGCUCUAAUCUGAUAAAGUGGCUGUAUCUACCAGACUACGCCAUGAGUCCCAACUCCAGCUUCAUUCUCUAUGACUGCCUGCUGUUAUUGGUAGCAUCUCUGCAGUGGCAGGUCUUUGAGGAUGAAAAUCAGGCUUGUGUGAGACUCCUGGCAGGAGAGAAUGUGGAGAUCAGCCGAAAUCUAGAUCCACAAACCCUCAACCAGUACACUCCUGUCAGCAACUUUCUUCAUUGUCGAUCAUAUCUGGACAUGGUGAAGCUGUUUGUGUUCAGUUACUUUUUCUGGCUGGUGUUAUGUCUCAUCUUUAUCACUGGAACUAUAAGAAUUAAUAUCUUUUGUCUGGGUUAUCUGGUGGCCUGUUUCUAUUUCAUGCUGUUUGGAGGCACAUUACUGCUGCAGCCAGUGCAAUAUGUGCUCAGACUGUGGGACUGUCUCAUAGCUUACACCUGUGUGGUCAUCAGCCUCAAGAACAUGCUCUCACUUGGAUCUUGUGUUUAUCUGGAGAGUCUACAGAAACAUGGCUGUUGGCUCAUUCAAGCUUUUAGCAUGUUCUGCACCAUCAAGGGCUACAAUUUACCCAAGCCUGACAAUCAGUGUGAAUUGCCAGAGGGUGAAGCUGGUAUUGUCUGGGAUGCAAUCUGUUUUACUGUCCUGUUGGCUCAGAGGAGAGUCUUCCUCAGCUACUACUUCCUCUAUGUUGUUUCUGACCUUCAGACUUCUAAGGUCCUUGCUUCAAGGGGCGCAGAGUUGUUUGAAGCCAAAGUGAAGAAACAGGUGGCAGCAAGAUUAGAAAUGGAGAAAAAAUCUGUGGAGAUACUGAAGAAACAAAUGGACAAAAUCAAGUCAAAACAGAAGAAUGCUUCUUAUCAACAGGUUACAUCAUCUACUACUCAUGCUGAAUCCUCAUAUUGCCCAAAGCGAAACGAUGGGGACUGUGGCUAUGAUCUGUUUGAAACUGACAGUGCGGAGGAGGAAGAGGAGGUGAAGGACAAGACAGAUGACAACAUUUUUCCUAAGAAGAAAACUGCUUUUCAGUUGGCCUAUGAGGCUUGGGUGGCAGGCUACAAGGCAGCCCUGAGGGACCAUGAAUGUCAAGAGCAAGAAGAGCAAAUCAAAGUCAAAAGACAGUUGCACAGACAAGAGGGCAUGGAGAAAGAGGAGUCUGGUGAAGAGCAGCAGGAGGAGUUCAGUCAAAAAGAAGAGGAAGUAAAAGAGCACAUACUUAAGCGAACACUUGACACUGUGAAAUUUUUCUGGGUUUUUCUUAUCUGUCUUACUGAGGAUGUAAUAUCUGGUCUGAAGUCACUCUGUAAAGACAGCUUGGAUAUUUCUAAAGUUCUUCGCUUUGAGAAAACUCUACUGAGCAUACAACAGAACAAGGGCAGGGAUGUCUCUCAAGACAGUAUUCAUAAGUUCUACAAAAACUGGCUUUCCAGACAAGAUACAGAGGCAUCACUGGACACAGCCAAAGAGGAUAUACAAGAAAUAACCCCCUCACAUCCAGCCAUGAGCAGCAACCAAUGUGGCUAUGUCAAACUCAACAGUGCCCACUCAUGGGGCAGCAGCCUUUCCAGCUGCCAGACUGAUGACACUCUUCUAAUAACACGCCAGUCAACUCAAGAAGACUUGGAUGCCUUGGACCUUACUGAAGUUGAUGUUGCCCAGUGCUGCCAAAAUAGAGAUGUCAUGACAGAAGAUCCUGAUGAAGAUAAAGUGCUGAAAGAUCAUGCUGAUAGAUUUGAAAAGGUGAAAGAGGGACGCACCAAUAUAGAAAAUACACCAAACAUUGUGCUGACAGAAUUUCCAGGAAUGAAUCAUCUGCACAACACAAAAAAUGAGGAGUUUCAAGAACCCAGAAUGCUCAGUAAAGAGACCAGAGCACUUACUGCCAGUGAAUUGCUGCUUAACAAAAUAUGUGAUAUUCCGGAGAUUGAGGAGUCUGAGAGAUUCUACUCUUCAUUACCUUGUGGUGUGCGUCUCAUCUUUGCUCUCUACAAUUUGAUGGAGUCUCAGUCAGAGAUGUUCUGUUACUUUGUGAUUAUCUUAAAUCACAUGGUAUCUGCUUCUCUACUAACACUCUUCCUGCCCAUCCUCAUCUUCCUUUGGGCUAUGCUGUCAGUGCCACGGCCAACCAAGCGCUUCUGGAUGACAGCUAUUAUCUACACACAGCUGACAGUUGUGGUAAAGUACUUUUCCCAGUUCGGCUUCUUUCCAUGGACAACAACAGCAUAUCGUGGCAUUAAUGCGGAGCGUGCAUUUGCAGUUCCCAACAUAGUUGGAAUUGAGAAGAAAGAUGGCUAUGUGCUGCUAGACCUCAUCCAGUUAAUUGCUUUGUUCUUCCAUCGCUCCAUUCUUAAGUGUCAUGGUUUGUGGGAUAACAAGGAGGUGGAGAUGCCAGACUUUUUUAAGAAACUGAAGAGAAAAACAGAGAAAAACAAGAUGGCUGGAGGAUCAAGACCACGAGAAGAAAACACAAGUAGACAAAUGUCCUUCUUUCCUUACACUUCUUUUCUUCAGAGACAGAGGUCAGAGAACCCUGAGAGACAGGCAGAUUCAAACCAAGGCAGGAAAAAACAUUCACAGAAGAAGCAACAGUGGAAUGUGCCACUAAGCAGGAAGGAUCGAAUAAAACAGUACAUGAAUGGCCGAAUGCUGGAUGCCAAAGCUGCUGUCAUAGAGCUUGCUCUACACAUAUACUUACCCAUAAGGCAAUUCUUCUAUGACAUCAUCCACCCCGAGUACAGCCCUGUGUGCGAUGUGUAUGCGCUGAUGUUCCUGGUAGAUGUGGUGAACUUCAUCAUUAUUAUAUUUGGAUAUUGGGCCUUUGGAAAGCACAGUGCAGCUGCUGAUAUAACAGAGUCACUGUCAGAAGACCAGGUUCCUGAAGCUUUUCUCGUCAUGCUCCUCAUCCAGUUCAGUACCAUGAUUGUGGACCGAGCACUCUAUCUUCGUAAAACUCUUCUUGGGAAGUGUGUUUUCCAGGUAGUGCUUGUGUUUGGGAUCCACUUCUGGAUGUUCUUCAUACUGCCUGGUGUCACAGAGAGGAGAUUCAACAGGAAUCGAGUUGCUCAACUGUGGUACUUUGUAAAGUGCAUUUAUUUUGGUCUCUCAGCAUACCAGAUCAAAUGUGGCUAUCCAAACCGUGUUCUUGGAAAUUUUCUUACCAAGAACCACAACUACUUCAACCUCUUUCUCUUUCAGGGGUUCAGGUUAGUUCCGUUCCUGACUGAGUUAAGGGCAGUGAUGGACUGGGUGUGGACAGACACAACUCUUAGCCUGUCCAACUGGAUCUGUGUGGAGGACAUCUAUGCCAACAUCUUUAUUCUCAAAUGCUGGAGAGAAGCAGAAGAGAAAUACCCUCACCGACGUGGACAGAGGAAGAAGAAGGUGGUGAAAUACACAAUGGGCGGCUUCAUUAUUUUUGCUCUCAUCUGCAUCGUCUGGUUCCCUCUUCUCUUUAUGUCUUUGGUUAAAUCUGUAGCAGGAGUAACCAAUCAACCUCUAGAUGUGUCCAUCCAGUUGAGCAUACUUGGAUAUGAGCCAUUGUUUAGCAUGAGUGCUCAGGAACACAAUCUGAUCCCAUACUCUCAAUCGGCCUUCCAGAAGAUGAGCAAUCACUUUGCCACUUACCCGUCAGCGAUGCAGUUUCUUGUGAACUACAUGGCAGAGGACAUAGUAACGGCAAAGAUCAAAAGUGAUGCCAGUCGACUCUGGAACGUCAGUCCUGCCAGCCGAGAUGCCAUGAUCUAUGAGCUCAGCAACUCAACACACUUCUACAUCACACUGCGCUGGACUUUACUACGAAAUGCAUCUCUGGUGAUGAAUGCAGAGGCGGCUGGUGAACAUACAGUGAAAUAUGAAGAUAGCGGAUUGAGAGAGGAACUGGUGUCUAUGCUUAGAGGGACACGCAGCCGUCCAGUGUAAGUGUUUCUUAAACUUAAAUAUGGAUGCUUUCAACAUCUGUUUUUUGCCAAUUCUCAUUCCAUCUGUUUUCUGAUGAUUGUCAGGUUAAUGGAAAAUCUGCUGCCAAAAUAUAUCAGAGGAACUUCCGGACCUAAUGCUAAAGUGGCACAUCGACUUCAAGUGGAACAUCCCAAAAGCCUGGAUGAUCUUCAUCUACAGUUCUUCCGUCCUCUGUCCAUCAAACUGCAACGGGGAAAUGGGAGCUCUGCAGAGAUGGGGCCGCAGUGGUGGGUGGUGGAAGAGUGUUUUCCUGGCCCUCCAGCCAGCAGAUGCCAGAGUAUUGAAAUGCUGGUGUUCAAUGAUAAAGUCAGCCCAUCCAGUGUGGGCUUCCUGGCUGGUUAUGGCAUUGUGGGUCUGUACAUGUCUGUGGUGCUGGUCAUUGGUAAGUUUGUGCGGGAGUUCUUCACAGGCAUAUCUCGAUCCAUCAUGUAUGAGGAGCUGCCGUGUGUGGACCGUGUACUAAAACUGUGCAAUGAUAUCUUUGUUGUGCGAGAGACGGGAGAGAUGGAGAUGGAGGAGCAACUUUUUGAAAAGCUCAUCUUUCUGUACCGCUCACCUGAGACCAUGAUCAAAAUGACCCGCAAAAAGAAUGAGUAGAUGCAUGACAUUUCUGUCACAAAUAUCAACCUCUGCACAUCUCAGAAAGACAGAAAUGUCUGCUAUAAGGCACCAACUAGAAAGUCAUUUUAUACACUGUAAUCCAGUACUAAGGAAUAUUUUGGGAAUAUAUUUACAUCUAUCCAUGAGAGUUUUUUGAAGCCCAAAACUUAAUGAACUGGGUCCGUGUAUGUUUUGGUCAUUUGAUUUUCUACUUAAAGAGAAAUGAG
Molecule: messenger RNA, 7958 nt
Organism: Cyprinus carpio (common carp)
Lineage: Eukaryota; Metazoa; Chordata; Actinopteri; Cypriniformes; Cyprinidae
Product: piezo-type mechanosensitive ion channel component 2
Source: RefSeq, a predicted model, not a curated record